GCUGAGAGCGCUAAAGAAGCAGGGAGGGGAAAAGAGGCUUUCAAAAGAAAGCUAGGCAGCCAACAAAAGCCUCACAACAGGAUUAUAAAUCUAUAGAUUACUAAAGGUCCAGGCUGAUUGAAAGGAGCAACUCCUGGAGCUGUUUGAGAUUGAGCUGAAACAUUUCCAAAGAAAGGCGUUUGGCUAAGGAGCCAUGGAGCUGGGAGAGGAGAGCCCUCAGCAUGUAAGGCAAGUGCUGCUUUUCUUUGUUUUCCUGGGAGGGUCUUUGGUGUGUUCAGAGACCAGGCGCUAUUCUGUGGCAGAGGAAACGGAGACCGGAUCCUUUAUAGCCAACGUGGUGAAAGACAUAGGUUCAGGUGUGGAAGACCUGGCUGCGCGGGGGGCUAGGGUCAUCUUUGACGAUUAUAAAUCAUACUUGUGGUUGGAUCCGCAGACUGGCAACUUGCUUUUAAAUGAGGAAUUGGACCGGGAGGCACUUUGCGAUCUCACGGAGCCAUGUAUGUUGCAUUUCCAGGUGUUACUGGAAAAUCCUUUGCAAUUUUUUCAGGCUGAGCUUUGGGUUAAAGACAUAAAUGAUCACACUCCCACAUUCCUAGAUAAAGACAUACUUCUGAAAAUCUCAGAAGUUACUGCUCCAGGAACCGCAUUCCAAAUGGAGAGUGCUCAGGAUUUGGAUGUAGGAAAGAAUGGCGUCCAAAACUACACAUUAAGUCCCAAUCCUCAUUUCCACCUCAAAGUACAAGACAGUGAUGAGGGCAGAAAAUACCCGGAGCUGGUACUGGACCAAUCUCUGGAUCGAGAAAAGGAGCCUGAGAUUAGAUUAACUCUAACAGCCUUGGAUGGUGGGUCUCCGCCCAGGUCUGGAACUGCAGUGGUUCGUGUUUUGGUUUUAGAUAUCAAUGACAAUGCACCGGAGUUUGAGAGGCCUGUCUAUGAGGUUCAGGUACCAGAAAACAGCCCUCUGGACUCCUUAAUCAUCAAGGUGUCUGCUACAGAUUUAGACGCAGGAAUAAAUGGAGAACUAACUUACUCAUUUUCCCACGUCUCCAAAGACACACGGAAAACAUUUGAAAUCCAUCCAAUUUCUGGCGAAGUCCACUUAAAAGCGCUUCUGGAUUUUGAGUUAGUUCAGUCUUACACAAUAAAUAUUCAGGCCACUGACGGUGGGAGUCUCUCAGGAAAAUCAGCAAUUUUGGUUCGGGUUGUAGAUGUGAAUGACAACCCUCCGGAAAUAGUCAUGACAUCUCUUACCAGCCCCAUACCAGAAAAUGCCUCGCCUGAAAUGGUGGUCGCUGUUUUCAGCUUACGGGACCAAGACUCUGGAGAUAACGGGAAGAUGGUUUGCUCAAUUCAGGACAAUCUCCCCUUUCUCUUGAAGCCUACAUUUAAGAACUUCUACACGCUGGUAACAGAACGGCCAUUGGACCGAGAGACCAGUACCGAGUACAACAUCACCAUCACGGUCACCGACUUGGGGACCCCCAGGCUGAAAACCCAGCACAACAUCACCCUGCUGGUCUCCGACGUCAACGACAACGCCCCCGCCUUCACCCAAACCUCCUACACCCUGUUCCUCCGCGAGAACAACAGCCCCGCCCUGCACAUCGGCAGCGUCAGCGCCACAGACAGAGACGCGGGCGCCAACGCCCAGCUCACCUACUCGCUGCUGCCGCCCCACGACCCGCAGCUGCCCCUGGCCUCGCUGGUGUCCAUCAACGCGGACAACGGCCACCUGUUCGCCCUGAGGGCGCUGGACUUCGAGGCGCUGCGGGCGUUCGAGUUCCGCGUGGGCGCCACGGACCGCGGGUCCCCCGCGCUGAGCAGCCAGGCGCUGGUGCGCGUGCAGGUGCUGGACGCCAACGACAACGCGCCCUUCGUGCUGUACCCGCUGCAGAACGGCUCCGCGCCCUGCACCGAGCUGGUGCCCAGGGCGGCCGAGCCGGGCUACCUGGUGAGCAAGGUGGUGGCGGUGGACGCAGACUCGGGCCAGAACGCCUGGCUGUCGUUCCAGCUGCUCAAGGCCACGGAGCCCGGGCUGUUCGGCGUGUGGGCGCACAAUGGCGAGGUGCGCACGGCGCGGCUGCUGAGCGAGCGCGACGCGGCCAAGCACAGGUUGGUGGUGCUGGUCAAGGACAAUGGCGAGCCCGCGCAGUCUGCCAGCGUCACGCUGCACGUGCUGCUGGUGGAUGGCUUCUCGCAGCCCUACCUGCCGCUGCCGGAAGCGGCGGCCGACCAGGCGCAGGCCGACCCGCUGACCGUGUACCUGGUCAUCGCGUUGGCGUCGGUGUCGUCGCUGUUCCUGUUCUCGGUGCUGGCGUUCAUCGCGGUGCGGCUGUGCAGGCGGAGCAGGGCGGCCUGGGUGGGUGGCUGUUCGGUGCCUGAGGGCCACCUUCCGGGCCACCUGGUGGACGUCAGCGGCACCGGGACCCUGUCCCAGAGCUACCAGUAUGAGGUGUGUCUCACGGGAGGCUCUGGGACCAGUGAAUUCAAGUUCCUUAAACCAGUUAUCCCCAGCCUCCCGCCCCAAAAUCCUGAAAAGGAGGAAAGCCACACCUUUCUCAAUGGCUUUGGGUUCAAUUAGGAAUUCCAUUAUUAUGCAAAACUUGUAGAAAGAGUGCUAUUUCUUUGUAAAAUUUAUUCAUUGUAAUGUAAAAUUAUUUCUUUUGAGUAACCUCAGUAAGAGCUCAGAAAUUUCAAUGUCUACUUUCUGCUCUUCUUUAUAUUAACUGGAAAAAAACUGAGGGAGCUAGAAUUUGUUUAGUCUUUCUUCCAAAAUGCAACCUCAAAUAAUUUAUUUACACGAUGGAGCAAAAGUAGGUUUACAGUUAUUCAUAUGGAAAAUAAUACAAGAACAAACUGU
Messenger RNA from Myotis lucifugus (little brown bat), 2860 nucleotides. RefSeq names its product protocadherin beta-18-like. Lineage: Eukaryota; Metazoa; Chordata; Mammalia; Chiroptera; Vespertilionidae. Gene Ontology annotation, cellular component: plasma membrane. Gene Ontology annotation, biological process: homophilic cell-cell adhesion. The coding region runs from base 194 to 2581 and encodes 795 amino acids. The transcript has a single exon. Gene Ontology annotation, molecular function: calcium ion binding. The record is from RefSeq and is a predicted model, not a curated record.